Malus domestica (apple) is the source of this 2496-nucleotide messenger RNA. Its product is annotated as cellulose synthase-like protein E6. The record is from RefSeq and is a predicted model, not a curated record. Gene Ontology annotation, cellular component: plasma membrane; trans-Golgi network. Gene Ontology annotation, biological process: cellulose biosynthetic process; plant-type primary cell wall biogenesis. Gene Ontology annotation, molecular function: cellulose synthase (UDP-forming) activity. Lineage: Eukaryota; Viridiplantae; Streptophyta; Magnoliopsida; Rosales; Rosaceae.
AAAUGGGAAGGGCAGACGAUCCAUAUCCAUAAACAAAUGUACCAACUCUCUUCAUCCAACCAGAGAGGGUGAAGAAACAGAGAGAUGGGCAAGCAGGAGAGUGGUGGAGAAGGAGAAGAGAGUAGUCUUCCGUUGUUUGAGAGCACAACUGCAAAGUUUAGGGGUAUAUAUAGAGUAUUUGCGUCAACAAUAUUGGUGGGUAUAUGUUUGAUAUGGGUGUAUAGAGUAACAAACAUCCCAAAACCAGGAGAGGCAGGAAGAUGGGCUUGGAUUGGCAUGCUCAUAGCUGAGUUCUGGUUUAGCCUGUACUGGAUUAUAACUCAGUCUGUCCGAUGGGACGUUACCUAUCGUCGAACUUUCAAGGACAGGCUUUCUCACAGAUAUGAUGACAAGUUACCAGGUGUUGACAUUUUUAUAUGCACUGCAGACCCCAAAAUGGAGCCACCAACUUUGGUGGUCAACACUUUGUUAUCAGUCCUGGCCUACAAUUAUCCAACUGAGAAAUUGAAUGUUUAUGUUUCUGAUGAUGGCGGUUCGGAGUUCACUUUCUACGCGCUCUUAGAGGCCGCCAGUUUCUCCAAGUACUGGACUCCCUUCUGUAAAAAGUUCAAUAUUGAACCAAGGUCUCCAGAGGCCUACUUUGCCCUGCACUCUGAUGUGCAUGACAUAAAGUAUGGUCAGGAAUGGUUGGAAAUCAAGAAACUUUACGAAGAUAUGAAGAAUCGGAUUGAAUCUGCUGUUGGAACGGGCAAGAUUCCCAAAGAAACAAAGAUGCAACACAAAGGGUUCUCAGAGUGGAACCUCAAAGUAGCAAAGAAUGAUCAUCAGCCAAUUGUGCAAAUUAUAACUGAUGGAAGAGACACGAACGCCAUGGAUAAUGAUGGAUGCCGGUUGGCAACAAUGGUGUAUGUGUCACGAGAAAAAAGACCCCAACAGCCUCACAACUUCAAAGCAGGAGCUGUGAAUGCACUGCUGAGAGUGUCAUCAGAAAUAAGCAAGGCACCCUUCAUCCUCCUGCUGGACUGUGACAUGUACGCAAACAACGCAGACUCAAUACGAGAGGCAUUAUGCUUUUUCUUGGACGGCAAGUGUGGCCACGAGAUUGCUUUCGUGCAACAUCCACAAAACUAUAACAAUCUCACCAAGGACGAUAUCUAUGGAAGUGGAUGUUUUGUAGUUAAUGCGGUCGAGCUUGCUGGGUUAGGUGGAUAUGGCGCGGCCUUGUUUUGUGGCACUGGAUGUUUCCAUCGAAGAGAAUGUCUUUUCGGAAAGAAGUAUUCCAAGGAUUAUAGAGGACAAUGGAACACAGAGGGCCAAAAUACUAUUGACAGAAGUAUCCAAGAGUUGGAGGAAUCUGCAAAAACUCUUAUCACUUGUAGCUACGAAAAGGGUACUAAAUGGGGAAAAGAGAUGGGACUGAUGUAUGGAUGCCCGGUUGAAGAUAUAGUUUCUGGCUUGGCGAUUCAAUGUAGGGGAUGGAAGUCGAUCUAUUACAAUCCAGAGAGAAAAGGGUUUCUAGGUAUUUCUCCAAAUACUUUGGAUAUAGCACUUGUUCAACAAAAAAGGUGGUGUGAGGGCAUGUUUCAGAUAUUUUUCUCCAAGUAUUGCCCUUUCAUAUAUGGGCAUGGAAAGAUAAAGUUGGGUGCCCAAAUGGGAUAUUGUCUCUACCUUUUGUGGGCACCACUUUCCUUCCCAACUAUGUAUUAUGUGGCUGUUCCUCCUCUUUGCUUGCUCCAUGGCAUUCCCUUGUUCCCAAAGGUGUCAAGUCCAUGGUUCCUAGCAUUUACUUAUGUUUUUGUAGCCAAGAAUGUUUACAGCAUAAUUGAGGCCCUCCAUUGUGGUAGUUCACUCAAAGCAUGGUGGAACUUACAAAGAAUGUGGCUGUUCCGAAGAAUUACGUCCUACUUUUUCGCCUUCUUCGAUACCAUAAAGAGGCAAUUGGGGCUAUCCGAAACAGAUUUUGCCCUCACUGAUAAGGUGAUGACAGAGGAUGUGACAAAGAGGUAUGAGCAGGAGGUCAUGGAAUUUGGAAGUCCAAGCAUUAUGUAUACCGUCUUGGCAACAUCAGCGUUGCUAAACUUAAUGAGCUUAGUAUGGGGAACAAAGAGGGUUGCCAUGGAUAUAGAUUCCAAAGCUUCAGAGCAGUUGAUCAGUCAAGUUUUUCUUUGUGGCAUAUUGGUCAUGAUCAACUUACCGGUGUACCAGGCGCUCUUCUUCCGCAGCGAUAAGGGUCAUAUACCAUCGUCUGUCGUGUUCAAGUCUGUUUUGUUGCUUACACUGGCAUGCCUGAUGCCUAUUUACUAGGAAAGCUAGCUAGCUGAAAGAUUAAUGAACAGGCAUUGUUUAUGAACUAGUAUUUCCAUAUUGAUUCUUCCUAAAACACCACAUAUUAUAAUUAGAAAGUCCAUCACCAGGAGGCAGUACUGCCACUGAUGAGGUCACAUCGUACAUGGUGUACCAGAUAUCCAGUAGAAAAUAAGAUGCGGAAUUAGACAA